Molecule: messenger RNA, 3569 nt
Organism: Cercocebus atys (sooty mangabey)
Lineage: Eukaryota; Metazoa; Chordata; Mammalia; Primates; Cercopithecidae
Gene: NPY1R
Product: neuropeptide Y receptor Y1
Exons: 3
Coding region: 1096-2247 (383 amino acids)
Biological process (GO): G protein-coupled receptor signaling pathway
Cellular component (GO): plasma membrane; neuron projection
Molecular function (GO): neuropeptide binding; neuropeptide Y receptor activity
Source: RefSeq, a predicted model, not a curated record
AUCAGGUAAAACAUCUCAGAUCAGUGUGUCAGUAACUGGCCUGAAUCAUCGGGCACCAUGAUGGGGUUGGCCGCCUUCAACGUACUCGGUGUACGUUCUAUUUUUUUCUACAUAAUGUUCAGUACUGUAGUACUAAUCACCGAGAAAAUUGCAUUGACUCUUUUCGACCACCAGGGAAAUAUUCAGUUCAUGGUUCUCCCCUAAAAAAACUAAAAAGCUACUUAGCGCUGGGAACAAAUCUGACUUAAUGCAUUUUCUCAGUGGGCCAAAGAAAGGAGGGCCGAUUGUCUGCCUUGACUUUUUAAAGCUCUUCUCUUAAUUCACGUAUAAACUGAGGAAAACAAAUUCUCGGCACUGGCGUGAGAGUUAUUUGAGCGUCACAAAAUAAAAUAUUAGUGCCAUUAUUGUGGCGAAUUUCAUGUUUCCCAGCGAGCCUUUUGAUUCCCGGUUUGGGCUGGCGCUCGAGCUCUCCAACCGGGUAUGACUUCGGCCACAAGAUGGCACUGACCUGCAAACAAAGAAAACCACAGUGGCACCGACUUUUUCAAGCCUUGGGAAACUGCCCUGCCUUCCCCCUUCCCCGGAGUCAAGGACUGUGGGGAUUAGGGUUUCCUUUCCCCUGCGCGGGGCGUCUGUGUCGAAUAAUGUGUGGCUUCUGUUGGAUUGCUUUUCUUUCCAAAAUUCCUAGGCAGUGCUUCCCCAAGGUGUGCACCUUUGUGAGGUAUUUGUGGGGCGGGGGGAGCUUCAGGCGCUACUCGCGGGACGCCGUCACGUGAUCCGGGAUGAGGUGGAGUUCGGCUUUAAGGGGGCGUCUCUUCCUAGCUUCGGCAAUCUUUAGGAUCUGAGCAGGAGAGAUACCAGCGGAUCUUCCCCUCUCUGCUCCCUUCCAUUCCCACCCUUCCUUCUUCAAUAAGCAGGAGCGAACAACACAAAUUCCAAAGAGGAUUGUUCAGUUCAAGGGAAUGAAGAAUUCAGAAUAAUUUUGGUAAAUGGAUUCCAAUAUGGGGAAUAAGAAUAAGCUGAACAGUUGACCUGCUUUGAAGAAACAUACUGUCCAUUUGUCUAAAAUAAUCCGUAACAACCAAACCAAUCAAAAUGAAUUCAACAUUAUUUUCCCAGGUUGAAAACCAUUCAGUCCACUCUAAUUUCUCAGAGAAGAAUGCCCAGCUUUUGGCUUUUGAAAAUGAUGAUUGUCAUCUGCCCUUGGCCAUGAUAUUUACCUUAGCUCUUGCUUAUGGAGCUGUGAUCAUUCUUGGUGUCUCUGGAAACCUGGCCUUGAUCGUAAUCAUCCUGAAACAAAAGGAGAUGAGAAAUGUUACCAACAUCCUGAUUGUGAACCUUUCCUUCUCAGACUUGCUUGUCGCCAUCAUGUGUCUCCCCUUUACAUUUGUCUACACAUUAAUGGACCACUGGGUCUUUGGUGAGGCAAUGUGUAAGUUGAAUCCUUUUGUGCAAUGUGUUUCAAUCACUGUGUCCAUUUUCUCUCUGGUUCUCAUUGCUGUGGAACGACAUCAGCUGAUAAUCAACCCUCGAGGGUGGAGACCAAAUAAUAGACAUGCUUAUGUAGGUAUUGCUGUGAUUUGGGUCCUUGCUGUGGCUUCUUCUCUGCCUUUCCUGAUCUACCAAGUAAUGACUGAUGAGCCGUUCCAAAAUGUAACACUUGAUGCGUACAAAGACAAAUACGUGUGCUUUGAUCAAUUUCCAUCGGACUCUCAUAGGUUGUCUUAUACCACUCUCCUCUUGGUGCUGCAGUAUUUUGGUCCACUUUGUUUUAUAUUUAUUUGCUACUUCAAGAUAUAUAUACGCUUAAAAAGGAGAAACAACAUGAUGGACAAGAUGAGAGACAAUAAGUACAGGUCCAGUGAAACCAAAAGAAUCAAUAUCAUGCUGCUCUCCAUUGUGGUAGCAUUUGCAGUCUGCUGGCUACCUCUUACCAUCUUUAACACUGUGUUUGAUUGGAAUCAUCAGAUCAUUGCUACCUGCAACCACAAUCUGUUAUUCCUGCUCUGCCACCUCACAGCAAUGAUAUCCACUUGUGUCAACCCCAUAUUUUAUGGAUUCCUGAACAAAAACUUCCAGAGAGACUUGCAGUUCUUCUUUAACUUUUGUGAUUUCCGGUCUCGGGAUGAUGAUUAUGAAACAAUAGCCAUGUCCACCAUGCACACGGAUGUUUCCAAGACUUCUUUGAAGCAAGCAAGCCCAGUCGCAUUUAAAAAAAUCAACAAUGAUGAUAACGAAAGAAUCUGAAACUACGUAUAGCCUAUGGUCCCAGAUGACGUCUGUUUAAAAACAAGCACAACCUGCAACAUACUUUGACUACCUGUUCUCCCAAGGAAUGGGGUUGAAAUCAUUUGAAAAUGACUAAGAUUUUCUUGUCUUGCUUUUUACUGCUUUUGUUGUAGUUGUCAUAAUUACAUUUGGAACAAAAGGUGUGGACUUUGGGGUCUUCUGGAAAUAGUUUUGACUAGACAUCUUUGAAGUGCUUUUUGUGAAUUUAUGCAUAUAUUAUAAAGACUUUUAUAUUGUACUUAUUGGAAUGAAAUUUCUUUAAAGUAUUACUAUUAACCGACUUCAGAAGUACUUGCCAUCCAAUACUGUCAUUAGAUUGGGUCAUCUUGAUUAGAUUAGAUUAGACUGUCAAUAGAUUGGGCCGUCCUUAUUUUAAGAUAGGCAUCAUUUUAGUGUGUUACAGUAGUAACAGUAUGCAAAAGCAGCAUUCAGGAGCCAAAGGAGGGUCUGAAGUCAGUCAGAAGUGGUUUGAGGUUUCUGAUUUUUGGUGUUUUUUUUUUUUUUUUUCACCUUAAGGGAGGAUUUAAUUUGCUCCCAAUUGAUUGUCACUUAAAUGAAAAUUUAAAAAUGAAUAAAAAUACAUACUUCUCGGCUGCAAAUAUUACAGGGAAUUGGGGCACCCACAAGAAUGAAGAGAGAAAGCAGCUCCCUAACUUCAAAACUAUUUUGGUACCUGACAACAAGAGCAUUUCAGAGUAAUUAAUAAAGUAAAUUAGUAUUUUGCAAAUAGUUAAAUUAUAUUCAUUUGAAUUGAUGGUCAAGAGAUUUUCCUUUUUUUUAACAGACUGUUCAGUGUUUGUCAAGCUUUCUGGCAUAAAUAUGUACUCAAAAGGCAUUUCCACUUACAAUAUAUAGAAACACAAAAGGUGUUUUCCUUACAGCAGUGCCUAUAUAGUGACUGAUUUUUAACUUUCAAUGUCCAUCUUUCAAAGGAGAUAACACCAAGUACAAUGUUAAAAGAAUAUUCACUUCACCUAGCAGGGAAAAAAUACACAAAAAAUGAGAAUACUUCAUAUAGCCCAUUUUAACAUGUAUAAACUGUGUGACUUGUGGCGUCUUAUAAAUAAUGCACUGUAAAGAUUACUGAUAGUUGUGUUAUGUUAAUGUGCCUAAUUUCAUGUAUCUUGUAAUCAUGAUUGAGCCUCAGAAUCAUUUGGAGAAACUAUAUUUUAAAGAACAAGACAUACUUCAAUGUAUUAUACAGAUAAAGUAUUAAAUGUGUUUGAUUUUAAAAGGGCAGACAUUUUAUUAAAAUCAAUAUUGUUUUUGCUUUUUCUGAG